Messenger RNA from Durusdinium trenchii, 1758 nucleotides. The record is from the annotation of a GenBank genome assembly. Lineage: Eukaryota; Dinophyceae; Suessiales; Symbiodiniaceae.
GUCAAGUCAUGUGUUUGAACCCGCCACGUGCGUGGCAUGCGCCCGUGGCUUUCUGACAGCGAUGGUGGUGGAGGCUUUGGGCUUUGCCAAGUCCGAGCGCCGACGCUUCAAUGAUGCUGAGUAUGUGUUGUCCAUGGCGGGUGACACGGAAUCGUUGAGCAUCGAUGUGGAGCAUGCGGAGGACGGCCGGCGCUGGCGCUCGCGCUUCUCGGCGAGCUUCGUGGAGGAGAUCACCCGGAAGACGGGGAACGCCAAGAAGUUUGACGUCUUCGUUCGGAUGCUCCUUUCGGCUUUGGCGCAAGAGUCAGAGUCCGUCUACUUGGACAUCCUCACAGCUCGAGACCUGGAGAUGCUGCGGCGGCAUGCCAAUCCGCAGGGGCCGCCCACGGCCAAUCCAGUGGCAGCUCCCUCGGACAAGAGGUACGUGAUCCUCACAUACCGUGCUGAGUUCGACAAGGUGCACUAUCCACUGCCCUUGCCGCCAGACGAGAGAAGCCAAGAGGACGUGUUGCGUGGCAUGGUGGGGCGGCUGAAGUCGGAGCUGGCGCAGGCGCACGAGACGAUUGCCGCGCUGCAGGGUGUGCCUGCACCGAUCGAGCCAGACAAGGAGCAGCUACACCUACUCCAAAUCCAGAACAAGCAGUUGAGCGAAGGCCUGCAAGCCAUGCAGAAGGAAGCGGAGCAGCUGCGUGCCGAGCUGCGGCUCCGUCAGGGUCAGCAGAACCAUGCCCGUGACGAUGAGGUGCUGCGGCUCCGCAACGAGCUCACACGUUGCAAGGGAGAGGUCAAAAGCCUCAAGGACGAGCUCAAACAGAGGGAGCUCGCGCAGAAGCGCGCACGAGAAAAGGAAGCCGCCGAGCUGAGGGCUGAGCGGCAGAAGGCUGAUCGCUUACAGUCCCAGUUGAAGAAAAUGGAGGAGGAGAAGCGGAGCUUGGCCACGCGCCUGCGUGCGGACAGGUCGCGGCCCGCCUCGCGCACACCCAGCGCGGAGAGGACCCGGCCGGUGAGCCGUCCCGCGUCGACCAGGCCUCCGAGCCGCCCGGCCUCCCGCCCCCCGGCGCGCGCGGACGACAAGCGGCCCUCGAGCCGGGCGUCGUCGCUGGCGUCCUCGCGAGAGCGGACGCCCUCGCCCAGCUCCUUCCUUGCGCGGGGGAGGCCCGCCAAUGGAAGGGCCGCGCCUCUCCGACCGGAUGCGCGGAGGCCUGGGCCGAACCCUGCGGCUUCGCCAGGUCGGAACGAUGCACGGAGCUGUUCGCCGGGCUCCACGUUGUCGCCCUACAGGCGUCCCGCAGGCCCCAGCCGCAGCCGCGAGCGCACACCGUCGCCGCAGUCGCUGCGGCGGGGGCCGCCCCACGCGGGGACGGCGGGCUCGGCCUUCAGCCUCCGAGAGCGCCACAGCGCAGGUGCUGGUGCCGGAGGUCCCACCAAGCCGGUGUCCACGCGCUAUGGAGGUGCCAUCACUCCCACGGCGCCCGUGGAGGCGCCCGCUGUGCAUCAGCCCGGGAGCCUCUUCGCCGUGGCGGCCGACUUGGGGCUGGGGACGUCCGUGCCACCGGAAGACGAGGCCUGUGACAUCGACGCGCGUCUUCAAGCCCUGCAGUCCUUCUUGAAGCAGACCAAGAACAUCGCUGCCUGAAGCGCGCGUCCCUCCGCCUGAGCCCCAUCCUCCGGAGAAGUCGGAGGAGAAAAAGGUUCACAGAGGUCAUCCUACAGAGAGAUCGAAGCCUUUGCGAAAGAUAUACCAACAGAGGUUGAAGA